This is a messenger RNA of Rhagoletis zephyria (snowberry fruit fly), 981 nucleotides long. NCBI's taxonomy places the organism in Eukaryota, Metazoa, Arthropoda, Insecta, Diptera, Tephritidae. The record is from RefSeq and is a predicted model, not a curated record.
AUGCGAGCCUACGAGUUCUACCUGGACGCCAUUGGCUCGGAAACGAAUCCUGAAGCAAAGGCGUGCGAAACAACAACAACAACAACAGCCAAACCGGAAAGCGGAGAAUCUCUCCGUUCCAAGCUAGCUAAACUGGCCAACAAACUCUCCAUAGCCAACGCCGUUGCCCUUCACGAGGAGACGCCCCUCUUGCAGCCGUUUUCCGAUGUAAUUACAAAGCAGUUCAACUCCGCCCUCUUCAAGGUCAACUUCAAGCAUCGAGGCGAAGAAGCAGUUGAAACAAUAAACAGUUGGGUGAACAACCGAACCGAGGGGCAGAUUCCGAAGCUGUUUGAAGAACAAGAGGAGGAGAAGACCCAGCUGAACACACUGGUCCGCAUGGUCCUCCUGAACGCCGUCUACUUUCGAGGCUACUGGCAGAGUCCUUUCAGCCUGGAGAGCACCAAGACGGCCACCUUCACCUUGGCUGAUGGAACCUCCCAGGUGAACGUCAGCAUGAUGAACGGCCGAGCAUCAGUGGCCUUCGCCGACUUUGACGAUGGAACGCUGGUGGAGCUGCCCUACAACAGGGAACAAUUCAGUGCCUAUCUUUUCCUGCCAAAGGAGAAUCAACCUCAACUGCUCAGUUCAGCCUUUACCUUGCCCUCAAUGAAUUUAGAGGCGAGAAUCGGAAAACUGGCAAAGGAAAAGAGGAGGAAAAUUCGCCUUGCACUCCCAAAAUUCAAGCUGACCACUUCGCUGAAACUAAAGGCCACCCUAGAGGCGCUGGGCAUUGAGCAGGCGUUCCGCGAGAAUGAGGCCAACUUUACCCGGUUGACCGGUGUCACUUCCGGAAAAUUAGCUUUGUACAAAGUAGUUUGUUUGUACAGUACCAUUGUACAGUACGGCCAUAAAGCCGCCGCCCAGCCCCAACGACUCGGGAAUGGUGACGCCCAUGCAGAGAAGCGUGGCAAUGGCCGCGUCGACGGCAUUGCCGCCUAG